This is a messenger RNA of Fonticula alba, 1602 nucleotides long. RefSeq lists its product as hypothetical. The coding region runs from base 55 to 1443 and encodes 462 amino acids. The transcript has 5 exons. The record is from RefSeq and is a predicted model, not a curated record. Gene Ontology annotation, biological process: biosynthetic process. NCBI's taxonomy places the organism in Eukaryota, Rotosphaerida, Fonticulaceae. Gene Ontology annotation, molecular function: pyridoxal phosphate binding; transaminase activity.
CCCCCUUCCGUUUCCUCCGCGCCCCCUCUCUCCCCCCCCCUUGCCCUCCCCAAGAUGAGCGCCCGUCGUAUCACCGACUACUCGCGCUUCCUGUCGAAGACCAGCGCCCUGCGCCAGCCUUCGGCCAUUCGCGCCCUCCAGCCUCUGAUGAACCUGCCCGGCAUGAUCUCCCUCGGUGGUGGCAACCCCAACCCCUCGACCUUCCCCUUCGCCAAGGCAUCCCUGACUCUGCGCAACGGCGAGUCGGUGGAGAUCGGCGAGAAGGACAUGGCCGCGGCCCUGCAGUACGGCGCGUCGGCCGGCAGCCCGGGGCUGCUGAGCUGGCUGAAGCAGCUUCAGCAGGCGGAGCACGGCAGCAAGGCCGGGCUCUUCCGGGAUCUGUCGGCCCCGGGGGCCUACACGCCCAAGGACUGGGACAUCUGCAUUGGUACCGGCAGUCAGGACCUGCUGCUGCGCACUUUCGAGAUGCUGCUGGACCCGCAGACGGACUCGGUGCUGGUGGAGUCGCCCUGCUACAGUGGCGUGCUGGCCGGGCUGCGGCCGCACCUCGGGGCCAACCCCGGGGCGGUGGUUGGUGUUGGCACCGAUGAGCAUGGUCUCCGGCCGGAUCGCGUGGAUACCGUUCUUCGGAACUGGCCGACUCUGGAGCAGGACCCCACGGCGCGCGCUCGCCCGCGCGUGCUCUACACCAUCCCGGCCGGUGGGAACCCCACUGGCACCACGCAGCCGGAGCACCGGCGCCGGGAGCUCUACGAGGUGGCCCGCGAGCAUGACCUCCUCAUUGUGGAGGAUGACCCGUACUACUAUCUGCAGUAUGGCGAGGGCGAGCGUGCUCCCUCCUUCUUGGCUCUCGAUGAGGAUGCCCGUGUUCUGCGCACGGAUUCCUUCAGCAAGAUUGUUUCGGCCGGCAUGCGCAUUGGCUUCGCCACCGGGCCGGCCCCGCUGGUCGACCGGCUGGUUCUGCACGCUCAGGCGGGCUGCCUUCACCCGAGCGGCAUUGCUCAGGCCACCCUGCUGGCUUACCUGAACCACAUUGGUGUCGAGGGGUUCCUGAAGCACUGCGACGAGGUGGCCGACUUCUAUCGCUCUCGUCGGGAUGUGUUCUGCGAGGCGGCUGACCGGCACCUGAAGGGCCUGGCCGAGUGGCACUCCCCGGACGCCGGCAUGUUCGUCUGGUUCCGCCUGCUUGGUGAGAUUCAGGACAGCGCCCCGCUGAUCCGGACCAAGGCCGCUGAGAAGCGCGUCCUGCUGGUCCCGGGCGAGAGCUUCAUGCCGGAGUGCGGUGACGGCGGCAUUGUCUCCUCCUUCCCCCUCGGCGCGCAGGAGGACGGCAGCCAGAGCACUGGCACCUCGCCGUACGUGCGUGCCAGCUUCAGCACGGCCGAUGCGGAGCAGAUCGACCAGGCGCUCCAGCGCCUGGCGGCGGUCAUCCGCGAGGGCUGAGCGGUGUGAUGCCCUGCAUUGGGGCAUGUGAUCCUUCCUCCAUUGGAAGCUCCAUGACCGCGCGCCGGCCGGGGAUCGUGUCUGGCCGGCGGCGUAGAAGGAGCCGAAAAAAAAAAAAGGAGCCAGGGAUGCGCGCGGAAUAAAGGCCUCUCUUGCUGG